AUGACCGUCACCCUCGACCUCGACGCGUCAUCCUCUGACGCGUCAACGCGCAAACACCUUUACGACCUCUCUCUCUCGGUCGCGAAGUGCAAGAAAAUCAUCGUGGUUUCUGGAGCAGGCAUAUCAUGUUCGUGUGGCAUUCCGGACUUCCGCUCUUCAGACGGUCUGUAUGCGCUCGUUAAGCAGCAGUAUCCAGACGUAGUCUUGAAGGGACGCGACCUCUUCGAUUCCUCCCUCUUCCGCGACCCCACCUCGACCUCCGUGUUCUACACCUUCAUCUCGCAGCUCAAAAAGUCUAUAGAUACAGCUGCCCCGUCGCCCACACACAACAAGCUUCUUAGGUCGUAUACCCAGAAUAUCGACGGUUUAGAGGAGCGAGCCGGCCUCGUGGGUACCUCAAGGGAAGAGGUCAGGAUGAAGGGUCCAGGAUCGUCGAAGAUCCGGACGAAGGGGGUGCGCAACGUUCAGCUGCACGGCAACAUACACCGCGUUCGCUGCACCUACUGCUCGGCCGACUACCCCUGUGAUCAAGCCCACUUGGAUGCUUUCCUUGCUGGCAACCCUCCCGACUGCCCAGACUGUGCCCAGCGCUCGAGCGACCGUGUGGCCCGCUCUGCACGCGCGAUAAAGGUUGGCACCUUGCGUCCCGCCGUCGUCCUUUAUGACGAGCCCCAUCCCCUUGGAGACGACAUCGGCACCAUUCAGACCUCGGACAUCGCGCGCAAGCCCGACAUGCUCAUAAUCAUGGGCACGUCGCUGAAAGUCCACGGCUUCAAGAAGCUCGUCAAGGAGUUCGCGCGCGCCGUGCACGAGUCUCGCCCCUCUCCAUCCCUCCUGUCUGGAUCUUCACUGAAGAAGACCGCCAAGAGUCUUGCCGGCAAAGUCGUAUUCGUUAACAAGACGUCGCCUGGCAGUGAAUGGGACGAAAUUAUCGACUACCAUGUGUCCGGCGAGACGGACCGGUGGGUCGAGCGAGUGCUCGAGGAGUGGAAGAAGGCGCGCCCCUCGGACUGGGAGAUUCAGCAGACUCUGGUGGCAACUGGCGAACCGUCGACGUCCGGGCAGUUUCGUAUGGUGAAGGAGAUUACCAACACCAUGGGCGCGAAGGCGAAAGACUCGAAGCGGAAGAACCACCGCAAGCGCGAGAACUUGCCGGCGCCCGUCCCCUCGGACGACGUGUUCGAUAUCACUCUCCCCCUCCCCUCGCCUCCCUCCUCCCCCAGCAAGCGGUCGCUGAGCCGCUGCCACUACAACAACGUCGAGUCGAGCCCAUCCAAGCGUUCGCGGGAAGGCGGCGGGCGGGCUCCUCAGGGGCACCCCGAUUUCGAGGCACGCGGGUUGCUGUUUGGGAACUCGACGAAUGCCACGACAGGCGCCGCGUCGAAGGCGCGCCCCCAUCCAGGUGACGACAGCAUCGACAUGGGCGCGAACCCCGUAGGGACACCGCGGCAGGGGAAGGCGGCGAAGAAGCAGCGCGUGCAGGUCAAGGCCCCCAAAGCACCCAAGUCGGGCGCUGUCAAGGUCGUCGUGAAGAUACCGCCGCGGCGACCAGCGGGGCGGAAGACGGUUCCCUCGUGA
This is a messenger RNA of Epithele typhae, 1578 nucleotides long. Its product is annotated as DHS-like NAD/FAD-binding domain-containing protein. The transcript has 5 exons. The record is from RefSeq and is a predicted model, not a curated record. Bases 1 to 1578 code for a protein of 525 amino acids. Gene Ontology annotation, molecular function: NAD+ binding. Lineage: Eukaryota; Fungi; Basidiomycota; Agaricomycetes; Polyporales; Epitheliaceae.